Parnassius apollo (apollo) is the source of this 1044-nucleotide messenger RNA. Lineage: Eukaryota; Metazoa; Arthropoda; Insecta; Lepidoptera; Papilionidae. The record is from the annotation of a GenBank genome assembly.
AUGGAAAAAUAUAAAAAUUAUAAAACAUCAGAAGGAGAUAAGCAGGCUGGAUCGGAAUCAGAUGCAAGCCUAUGUAGCGAUGUAUCAAGGACAGCUUCUAAGUCCGGAGGUCGCUCCCGUGGGGCGAAAAAGAGACGUAUUACAAAAUCAAUAUCGUCCAGCGACAAUGAAGCUUUUUUAAAAGAGACGAAUUCUGAGACAGGAAAAGAGGUGACACCAUUAAUGGAUAAUUCUGGAGAGUUCGUAGUGCCAGGGCCUGAGGAAGCUCUUAGUAUGGCUGAGAGGCAAGUGGAACAAAUGGCUGAAAACACCUGCCUGCGCAGUGAAAUAGAGGAGCUUCGUAAAGAGCUAUCUGAAAUCCGGCUUGAAAUGGCGAGGAUCAAUAAAACACCUGCUCCACCAACUCCUCAGGUGCGAGGAGACAAGGAAAGUGAGGAAUUGAUAAGUUCCAUUAUGCGCCAAGUUGGUGACAUGAUGAAUGCGCGAUUGGAGGCGCUUGAGGAGCGGCUUCUCCCAGAAAAGCGUGUCCGCCCUCCGCUGGCUGCUGAUGUGCGCAGAGAUGUAGUAAAUGAUGCAGACAUACUACGGCGGAAGUCUGAUACAAUUACGAAGGCUGACAAAUACGCCGUAAAAACAAGAAUAGGCAACAAGAAAAUUCCGACGCUGGAAAUACAAAGAGGAAACAGAAAGGGAAAGGGACACGAAGGGAGAACAACAGAAAUGGCAACCAACCAGCCAACAGAAUCACGCCCUCAACCUCCUGAGUCCACGGAAGAAGGAUGGACCACAGUAGUGAGAAGAGUGAUAGAUCUCUCCGAGCCCCUUCGUUUGAACCCAAACACGACUGUGCCAGCCCUAGGGGUCCCGCAGAAACGGCAGUCCAAACUUCUGGUCACCAAUCCAAGAUGGCCACCAGAAUCCGGUUACAAGCGGUUUCUCCGUGACCACCCGUCCGAAACCUGCCGUGCUUGGGGUCUUCCGACCCGGCUCGAUGAGCUCUAUAACUUGGUGAGGGUUAAAACUGAAAAAAUUUUCAGGCCCUGA